Molecule: messenger RNA, 288 nt
Organism: Baudoinia panamericana UAMH 10762
Lineage: Eukaryota; Fungi; Ascomycota; Dothideomycetes; Mycosphaerellales; Teratosphaeriaceae
Exons: 3
Coding region: 49-288 (79 amino acids)
Biological process (GO): mitochondrial respiratory chain complex IV assembly
Cellular component (GO): mitochondrial intermembrane space
Molecular function (GO): copper chaperone activity; copper ion binding
Source: RefSeq, a predicted model, not a curated record
UCUUCUUCUCGACUUGGUCAAGGAUAGAACCAUCCCGCGGUAGCAAAGAUGUCGGCGACAGCAGUCAAUACAUCUCAAAUGCGCGUGAACAACCUCGCAGCGGACGUGAAGCCGCAAGGCGGAGAGGCAACGGCCAAAGUCAAGCCGUGCUGCGUAUGCAAAGACGAGAAGUCUGCGCGCGAUGAGUGCAUGCUCUUCAGCAAUGCCGCGGAUCCGCAAGAUGCGUGCAAGGACUUGGUUGGACAGUAUCGGAGUUGCAUGAAGACUUAUGGGUUCAAUCUUGCAUGA